Soboliphyme baturini is the source of this 222-nucleotide messenger RNA. The record is from the annotation of a GenBank genome assembly. Lineage: Eukaryota; Metazoa; Nematoda; Enoplea; Dioctophymatida; Soboliphymatidae.
AUGUUGGAGGUGACGUGCAACGAUCGUCUGGGAAAGAAAGUGCGCAUAAAGUGCAAUGGCAGCGACACCAUCGGCGACCUGAAGAAGCUAGUCGCAGCGCAGACCGGCACUCGGUCAGAAAAGAUUAUACUGAAAAAAUGGUACACAGUUUACAAGGACCACAUUUCGUUGGAAGACUACGAAAUCCAUGACGGUUUCAACUUUGAGCUCUACUACCAAUGA